Messenger RNA from Hypanus sabinus (Atlantic stingray), 2819 nucleotides. RefSeq names its product H-2 class I histocompatibility antigen, Q7 alpha chain-like. The coding region runs from base 1604 to 2410 and encodes 268 amino acids. NCBI's taxonomy places the organism in Eukaryota, Metazoa, Chordata, Chondrichthyes, Myliobatiformes, Dasyatidae. The record is from RefSeq and is a predicted model, not a curated record. The transcript is spliced from 6 exons.
GGAGAAUUAUAAGUUGGACCCGGAGGCUCGUGGGGUGGUAGGUGAGGACAAGGGGAACCCUAUCCCGAGUGGGGUGGUGGGCGGAUGGGUGAGGACAGAUUUGCGGGGAAUGGGAAAGAUGCGUUUGAGAACAGAGUUGAUGGUGGAGGAAGGGAAGCUAUAUUUUCCAACGUUUGAAAGUGUAUGCUUAACCCAAGUUAAUUAAACCCAAAGGCAUAAUGUUAGAAAGAUACACCUGCGGAGGGAUGAAAAUGAAGUUUACCGAUUACAAGAAACGAGAACUUAAAAAAAAAAAUGCUAUGCGAGAACAAGGCGCAGCCGACGCAGGCGCGGGCAGAGAGAGAAGCGCAGAAACGAUUAGAAGCUGAAGACAUUAACUUUUAUUAUUAUUGGUAUUAUUAGUGCAUAGCUUUACCCUACUAACUUAAAAACCUGAGGUGAAACCCCUGGAGGAGAGACAAUAGUAAUAAAUGACGUAUCGAAACUACGGGUAUAACAUGCAGCAGCUAUAACGAGACAGUAUCAGCAGAGACGAGUGUCCAAGAUUUCUACCGUGUAACUGGAAAUUAGUUUUGUAAAAUCAUACCAAGGGAUUUGGUUAAGUUUUUGUACAAGUUUGUGAAUCGACUUGCCAUGGACGAUAAAGUACUCUUUCCAAUGAGCCAAGAAAGAAGAUGGCGAGCUACCCAAGAUUCCAAGAGCCAGCGCGGGAACGAAAUGUGUAAUGACGCAGAGGAUAUAUUAUGGUUGGAUGUGUAAGUUCAUUUUCAUUCAAAGAAUCUGAAUUUGAUUUCCUGAAAGAACUGAUUACUUUGCAAAGACUUUGAUAAGUUACUGAAUGAGAUUUACUUUGUUUAAAAGUUGUGAUGUUGGAGAAUUAUGAAAGGUGUUAAACUGUGUAUGUAUAAUUUUUGAAUUUGAAUUUAAAUUUGUAGAAACACUCUGUGGAACUGAAACUGAAGUUAACUAUAAUACUUAAGAAUAAGAAUUAUAUUUGGUUUUCUAACUAACUAGGGAUAAGUAAAAAGGAACGUUUAAUCUGUAAACUUUUAACUAGGGUGCCAAACUGGAUCUAAUUAGUAAGAGAAAUUAGAGUAAUGAAGGAAUCUCACUGAUUCUAAUUUAAAAUGAAUUUGUUUUGGUGUGAUAUCUAAGAUUUGGUACCUAAACAGAAUGUUGGAAUUUUGAAUUGUUCUUGCUCAUGUAAAUAUUUUGUACAUAUAGUUUUUUUUCUUAUAAACAAAACUUAUCUCCAGAAGUAUGUGGUUACUAUUCACAGCCUCCUUCCACUACCUAGAAGCUUCUGAUUGCCUACUAGCACCCAGUGUAAUGCUAUAUAAUUUGGUUUUCUCACACAUAGUAAGGCAGGUGCUACAGAGGUGUUACAUAUGUGGUAAAUAAGGCUUCAUUUUAAAAAUAUUUUAUUUGCUUUAUUCACUCAUGGACUUGGAUUCGCAAGGUGAACCACUGUUUAAUUCCCUAGAGGUCCUUGAGAAGGUGGCUGCGAGCUGCCUUUUUGAACUGGUGCAGUACUCAAGUCUCCCACAGCUUGACAUAUUUCUACCUCCAUUCGCUAAACAUUCCUGGGCUGCCAUACAUCUCCAUGGUUGGGAUGUUGGACGACUUGCAGAUAUACUACUAUGACAGCACCCUCCAGGCGGUAGAAGCCAAGCAACAGUGGAUCAUGGAUGGCUUUUCAGCUCAAGACUGGAAAAACCAGAAAGGGAUCCUGGACAUGAUUAAAAAGCUCCUUUCUCAUAAUCUGACUCCAUUCACCUCAAUGUUUAGCAUCGAUUUCAUCCAGGCGCUUCUGGGCUGCACGCAAUCUGCAAAUACAUUCAAAACCUUCCUCAAGAUUGGCUGCCAAGAUUUGGGAGAGCUCAGUUGUGACUUCACUACUGGAAAGUGUAUUGCCACUGGUGUCCUGGCAUUGUUAAAUAGUUAUCUUCAGCAAGUUAAUAUUGCUGAUAUUCCUGAAAUUUAUAUGAUGAACAGUACCUGUAUUCAGUGUUUGCAGAAAGGUCUUCAGCUUGGCAGAGAGGAGCUUGAAAGGCAAGUUGCUCCAGAGGUUCAGGUGAUGAAAAAGAGGCCAACAGCUACUGCAGGCAAGAGUCUCUCAUGCAUCAUCACUCCCUUCUACCCCCGUGCUAUCAACGCCACUUGGCUGAAGAAUGGGCGGGUUAUCUCUGAAGACUACAAGGUGACCAUGCUACCAAACUACAAUGAUACAUACUGGAUGGAACUGGUCAUUGAGCUGCAGGACAAUGAUGUGAACAUCUAUACCUGCCAUGUCGAGCACAGCAGCCUGCCAGAGACACUGAUGGCGCGGGGAGGAGUUGGGGAGCCUCGUGGUGCAGCUCCUUUGCUGGGGCUGAUGGCGGCACUUGCGAUGAUGACUAAAGUGGUGUAGAGGAGCAGCAAGGAGAGACUUAAGGCUUCAAUACAGAUGGGUGUUUGGCCCAAAUCUCAAGCUCAGCUCAGAACACAAGGUGGAUCUACUGCCUGGUUUUGUGAUUAAUGGUUCAACACCUAAGCAAGCUUAGUGUUGGCUCCAGUGUGGGAACUGCUUAGCUGAAUCUUCUGCCACUUUACAGCUCACUUGUUUUGUGAUGUUAUAACUUUUUCUUAUGUCUCACUCAGGGAUCAGGUUUCAUUGUUGUGGUGUGUUGAAGUUUCAAUUUCUCAUUUGUAAAGCCCUACUUGACCUCAGUUGCUCUUCCCAACCUUAACUCCAAUCCAAUACUGUAUAUCAGACCAUUGCUGUGAAGAACUACUGCCAAGGCAAUUUGGUGGGAUAAAGCAGUGAAAGUUUUACUGGA